CAGGAUUUUGUGUUCUUGCAGCUUUUGAGUCAUGAGACAUUCUUCCAUGUCUGGUUUGGUUUUCUGGACCAUAUUUCUCCUCACCGCCUCCACUCAAGCUUAUUACGACGGACCUUUCUACGAUUCUACUGCCUACACAGAGUGUAGAGCGGAACCAGAGAAGCCACUUUACAAUGGAGGGAUACUGAAAGACAAAGAACCUUCUGUGUCAGGCACAGACACUCUAAGGAGCGUUGGUACUCGUUACACGCCAGCUUACAUAUUGCACAAUCUCACGCAAAACACCAUCUAUUGCUUCUCCAUUUGGGUGAAGAUAGAGGAAGGAGGUGCUGCAUCAGCUCGUGUAAGAGCAAGGCUGAGAACAGAAAACGCCACUUUAAGCUGCGUUGGUUCAGUAUCUGCCAAAAAUGGUUGUUGGUCUUUCCUCAAAGGAGGCUUCCUUGCUCAUUCUCCUUCCCAACUAUCCAUACUCUUCUUUGAGACAUCAAACGACGAAGGGAAGAUCCAAAUAGAUGUGGCGAGUGCCUCUCUUCAGCCCUUCACGCAGGAGCAAUGGAGGAAAAACCAAGAUUACCUCAUUAAUACCGCGAGAAAACGAGCAGUGACAAUUCACGUGGCCGGAGAAAACGGAGAGAGCGUUCAAGGAGCAGCGGUCAGAGUAGAGCAAAUCUCUAAAGACUUCCCCAUUGGAUCUGCCAUCUCCAAAACCAUUCUCCGUAACAUUCCUUACCAAGAGUGGUUCGUGAAGAGAUUCGACGCGACGGUGUUCGAGAACGAGCUGAAAUGGUACGCGACGGAGCCCGAUCGAGGCAGACUCAACUACACACUCGCUGAUGAGAUGAUGAAUUUCGUCAGGGCCAAGAGAAUCAUCGCUCGUGGCCACAACAUCUUCUGGGAAGAUCCCAAAUACACUCCCGACUGGGUUCGCAAUCUAACCGGCGAAGAUCUCCGGUCGGCGGUGAGCGGGCGAAUCAGGAGCCUCAUGACUCGGUACAGAGGAGAGUUCGUGCACUGGGACGUGAGCAACGAGAUGCUCCACUUCGACUUCUACGAGAGCCGCUUGGGGGAGAACGCGUCCUACGGGUUCUUCGAGGCGGCGCGUGAGAUUGACUCGCUGGCGACUCUGUUCCUCAAUGAUUUCAACGUGGUGGAGACUUGCAUCGACGAGAGGUCGACGGUCGACGAGUACAUCGCGAGGGUCAGGGAGCUCCAACGGUACGGCGACGGAGGAGUACGGAUGGACGGAGUCGGGCUCGAGGGUCACUUCACGGUGCCGAACGCGGCGCUGAUGAGAGCCAACCUCGACAAACUAGCGACGCUUGAGCUUCCGAUCUGGCUCACCGAGAUUGAUAUCAGCUCCACCCUCGACCACCACACUCAGGCGAUUUAUUUGGAGCAAGUGUUACGUGAAGGAUUCUCGCACCCAUCGGUGAACGGUAUAAUGCUAUGGACCGCACUUCAUCCUAACGGCUGUUACCAAAUGUGCCUCACUGACGAUAAUUUCCGGAACCUUCCGGCCGGCGACACGGUGGAUAAGAAGCUUCUAGAAUGGAAGACCGGUGAGCUUAAGGCGACGACCGACGACCAUGGUUCUUUCAGCUUCUUCGGCUUUUUGGGAGAGUAUGAGGUCGGCAUCAUAUACCAGGGUAAAACGGUGAAUUCUUCUUUCUCGCUAUCUCGAGACCCUGAGACCAAACAUGUUAGGCUCCAAAUCUAACGUGUCUUAUGUUUAAGAUUAUCAUCUGUUAACUAACAUACGCUGCGAAUCUUAUAUGGUCGAUAAAGAUACUUCUAAGUAUAGGGUUAUCAUCAAUAAA
This is a messenger RNA of Eutrema salsugineum, 1817 nucleotides long. RefSeq names its product anti-sigma-I factor RsgI6. The record is from RefSeq and is a predicted model, not a curated record. Lineage: Eukaryota; Viridiplantae; Streptophyta; Magnoliopsida; Brassicales; Brassicaceae. Gene Ontology annotation, biological process: carbohydrate metabolic process. The transcript is spliced from 8 exons. Gene Ontology annotation, molecular function: hydrolase activity, hydrolyzing O-glycosyl compounds. The coding region runs from base 32 to 1717 and encodes 561 amino acids.